AUGGCCCUAACAUCUAAAAACAAGAUGGGUUUUUUAAAUGGCACAAUACCUGUCCUAGCUACCACUGAUCCCAUUUAUCUGUCGUGGGAAUGCUAUAACACCCUUAUCAUCUCUUGGUUGUUAAACUCUUUGUCACCAUCAAUUGUGCAGAGUGUUAUUUUUCUUGACCGUGCCGUAGACAUAUACAUGGACCUUCAAGAACGAUUUUCCCAAAGUGAUUUUUACGAUAUCCGACAAGGCUCCCGAUCGGUCUCUGAUUACUAUACAGCGCUAAAGUCAUUGUGGGAGGAGCUCGACAAUUUUCGUCCCUUCCAUGUUUCCACAUGCUCCACAAAACUUUAUCAUCAACAAGACUUCAUAAUACGUAUUUUGAAAGGCUUAGAUGAUCAUUUCUCUGUUGUUCACUCUCAAAUACUUCUGAUGGACCCAUUACCGUCUAGUAAUCGUGUUUUCUCCAUGGUAGCUCAACAAGAGCGUCAACAUUCUUCAUCAUCCACCAUUGAUGAACCAAAUGCCUUCAUCAAUGUUGGACAGUCGACAUAUGGAAAGGGACACGGCAUAAGAGGACCUAGCGGACCAGCAGGAGUCAAUGCCCGAACCAAUGGUUCUAACAAAAAGUGUAUCUACUGUGGCUGUACCGAACACACAGUGGACGUCUGUUACUCCAAGCACGGGUAUCCUCUUGGUCACCCGCAUUACCCCGGACGACCAAGGUUUCACAACCGGGACAACUCUCCUUCCUCUGUUGUCGUCAAUAGCGCUACACAAGAAGUAGAUUCACACAUUCAUUCCUCGAUUAGUCAAGACAAUGAUUCCAACGAGUUGGGCUUUAGCCUAACUAGAGCCCAAUAUCAAGGACUUCAAGGUCUCCUUCAGCAACAAAAACCAAAUACAAAUGCUAGUCCAUCCACAGCUUCUCCUUAG
This is a messenger RNA of Glycine soja, 924 nucleotides long. RefSeq lists its product as uncharacterized. Bases 1 to 924 code for a protein of 307 amino acids. Lineage: Eukaryota; Viridiplantae; Streptophyta; Magnoliopsida; Fabales; Fabaceae. The transcript has a single exon. The record is from RefSeq and is a predicted model, not a curated record.